Cynocephalus volans (Philippine flying lemur) is the source of this 2312-nucleotide messenger RNA. It is a transcript of the gene ABHD17B, whose product is annotated as abhydrolase domain containing 17B, depalmitoylase. Bases 143 to 1009 code for a protein of 288 amino acids. The transcript is spliced from 5 exons. Gene Ontology annotation, cellular component: endosome membrane; plasma membrane. Gene Ontology annotation, molecular function: palmitoyl-(protein) hydrolase activity. The record is from RefSeq and is a predicted model, not a curated record. Gene Ontology annotation, biological process: protein depalmitoylation; regulation of postsynapse organization. NCBI's taxonomy places the organism in Eukaryota, Metazoa, Chordata, Mammalia, Dermoptera, Cynocephalidae.
UGUCGGGGACAGCGCCUUGGCAGAGGUUCCUUCCCGACUCUUCGGGGCCGGCGCCUCGGCCGCGGCCGCUCGAGUGCAGGUCAUCUUCUCCUCUGGCCCAGACUCUUUGAACUCCCUUCACUGCCAUCAUCUUCACCAGAAGAUGAAUAAUCUUUCAUUUAGUGAGCUAUGUUGCCUCUUCUGCUGUCCACCUUGUCCAGGGAAAAUUGCUUCAAAAUUAGCAUUUUUGCCGCCUGAUCCAACUUACACACUGAUGUGUGAUGAAAGUGGAAGCCGCUGGACUUUACAUCUGUCAGAACGAGCAGACUGGCAGUACUCUUCUAGAGAAAAAGAUGCUAUUGAGUGUUUCAUGACUAGAACCAGUAAAGGCAACAGAAUUGCCUGUAUGUUUGUGCGUUGCUCACCCAAUGCCAAAUACACUUUACUCUUCUCACAUGGAAAUGCUGUUGAUCUUGGUCAGAUGAGCAGCUUUUACAUAGGACUGGGAUCACGGAUUAAUUGUAAUAUAUUCUCAUAUGAUUAUUCUGGAUAUGGUGCAAGUUCUGGGAAACCAACAGAGAAGAACUUGUAUGCAGACAUUGAAGCUGCUUGGCUUGCUCUUAGGACAAGGUAUGGCAUUCGCCCUGAAAAUGUGAUUAUAUAUGGCCAAAGUAUAGGGACUGUACCAUCUGUGGAUCUUGCUGCUCGAUAUGAGAGUGCUGCUGUUAUUCUUCAUUCUCCUUUGACCUCAGGAAUGCGAGUUGCUUUUCCUGAUACCAAGAAGACCUACUGCUUUGAUGCAUUCCCAAACAUUGACAAAAUCUCUAAAAUAACCUCUCCAGUAUUAAUAAUUCAUGGGACUGAAGAUGAAGUCAUUGACUUUUCACAUGGCCUCGCGUUGUUUGAGCGUUGCCAAAGACCUGUGGAGCCUCUGUGGGUUGAAGGAGCAGGUCACAAUGAUGUGGAACUUUAUGGACAAUACCUUGAAAGGUUGAAACAGUUUGUGUCACAGGAACUGGUAAAUUUGUAAAAUUCUGUAAGUUUGCAUACUGAGUCUUUUCUUGAUGAACUGCACUCUUCAGCAAAUAACAUAAAACCUGAAGGUUUUGUUUGCAAAUCAUGUCAGUUGCCUUCAUAAAUGUACAGGUAAUGAUUUGUUAACAGACUUAAUGAGGGUUUAAAUUACCAGAACUAGAAACUGGAAGUAACAGUAUCAUGCAGUCAGGCUGUAUAAUUUAUAUUUUUUCUGUGAAUUUUUUUUAAAACAUCAAGAUGAGUACUGUAUGAAAUUUUAAUUCUAUAAAAUCAAAUGCUGUGAAAGUAUUGCCAAAUGCUUUUGCAUAUCAGAAACAAAUUUAUAAAUAUUUUUAAAACAUCUCAGUGUACUAAAUCUUAUCCUGGUAUACAAAUGUAAUAUUCUUUUCCAAAACAGCUGUAUAUCUAAAGCAAUUAAGUACUCAUAAACUGUAAAAAAAAAAAAAGAAAGAAAGAAAGAAAGAAAAGAAAACAUGUAAGUUCACUAGAGUUGACCUAAACCCUGUUGUAUAGGGAUAGAGGUUUAAACGGUCAUUUUAUUGUAUAAUACAUGGAAUUUUCUGUAUUCUCUUGUUAUCAUACAUUUAUCUUUACAAAAAAAAAAUGAUGUAAGUCUUAAUUUUUAUGCCAUCUGUUAAUUUACCAAUUAGUUACCUUGUAAAAGAAGUCAAGAUAACACUGGAUUUUGGCUAGUUUUGAGUUAUACGGUUGGCACUGUGAGGCAACUACUUAAAAUUUUCAUUUUGGUCAUUUGAAAGGCAUGUAGAUCUUCAAAAAUGGUUUUGUAUGCAAUGUUUUAAAUUUUGACAAAUCUCAUAGAAUUGCAGUGCUCUUCGUUAUAUGAAAACCUGAAAGUCCAUUAGUUCUUCAAGACCACAAACUGACUGGCUAUUUGGUCCCUUUUCACUUUGGCUAUUUUUAAGAAUAGGACCUAUUUUAGAUUUACUAUCUGAGAAUUUCACGGAUCUGCUUCUGGAUACAGGAGAUAAGAAAACAUUUAAUUCAUAACUUUUAUAUUAACCAAUAUAGUAAAAAAAUAAAGCUCACACACACAAAAACUAAGUUGCCUUUCCUUGAAUGAAUCCUGCCUGAAUAAAACAAUGAAAGAAAAAAAAUAAAAUUCACGGUAUGUAGUCUAAUUUGUAAAUGAAUGAAUAUUGAAAUAAUACACGCUGUGGAUAUAUUUUAAGGCCUUAUGUAGUUUUAAUUGUUCUGCUUGUUCUGUGGUUAUGUCUAAGACUAUAGUAUAUGAUUCUCUUCAAAGUAUAUCAAGUAUUGUGAAUGCUUUGGUUCAGAUG